This is a messenger RNA of Metarhizium album ARSEF 1941, 852 nucleotides long. RefSeq names its product polyketide synthase. The transcript is spliced from 2 exons. The record is from RefSeq and is a predicted model, not a curated record. Lineage: Eukaryota; Fungi; Ascomycota; Sordariomycetes; Hypocreales; Clavicipitaceae. Bases 1 to 852 code for a protein of 283 amino acids.
AUGGACCUACUCCGAACGGCUAUACAACCCAUCACUCACAACCUCCCCCCUCCCAUCCGCGACCUCGGCGUCUCCAUCAUCGGCGACCAGUGCUAUAAAGCCCUUCUCCUCGACGUCGACCUCGAAAACACAGAGUGUCUCAAGCUCGCCGUGUCCAAGGGCCUUGGCAUCGGCAUCAUCGCCGCCUCCUCCAUCGUCAAGGUGCCCCAGAUCCUCAAGCUCGUCAGCUCCAAGUCCGCAGAGGGCGUUUCCUUCCUGUCGUACCUCCUUGAGACGACCGCGUACCUCAUCACCCUCGCCUACAAUGUCCGCAACGGCUUCCCCUUCAGCACCUUUGGCGAGACGGCGCUGAUUCUGGGCCAAAACGUCAUCAUCUCCGUCCUGGUGCUGAACUAUAGCGGGAGGGCAAGCAUGGCCGCCGUCUUGGUUGCCGCCUUGGCUGGCAGUGUUGCGGCCUUGUUCGCCGAGAAUGUGCUGGAUAUGAAGGCCCUCAGUUAUUUGCAGGCCGGCGCAGGUGUCCUCGGUGUUGCAAGCAAGGUCCCCCAGAUCUUGGCCAUUUGGCACGAGGGCGGUACCGGCCAGCUCAGCGCCUUUGCUGUCUUCAACUACCUCGCUGGAUCUCUUUCGCGAAUCUUCACUACCCUCCAGGAGGUAGACGACAAGCUGAUUCUCUAUGGCUUCAUCUCUGGCUUUGCCCUGAACCUCGUUCUGGCUUUGCAAAUGAUGUACUACUGGAACGCGCCCUCGCCAAAGGCCAAGGGCAAGCGAAAGGCGGCGCCCAUUGAGGCCAAGCCAAAGGCUAGUUCAACAGGAACUCCUAAAAGGGGGCCGACUACUCGCCGUCGUGGUUAG